Plasmopara halstedii is the source of this 18718-nucleotide messenger RNA. RefSeq lists its product as uncharacterized. Gene Ontology annotation, molecular function: sequence-specific DNA binding; DNA-binding transcription factor activity. NCBI's taxonomy places the organism in Eukaryota, Oomycota, Peronosporomycetes, Peronosporales, Peronosporaceae. The annotation marks the transcript as partial. The transcript is spliced from 5 exons. Gene Ontology annotation, biological process: protein autoprocessing; positive regulation of DNA-templated transcription. Gene Ontology annotation, cellular component: nucleus; endoplasmic reticulum membrane. The record is from RefSeq and is a predicted model, not a curated record.
AUGACCAGCAGUGAAAGAGACAGGCUUACAAACACUCAAGGCAAAUGCGGCGGCAUAUUGCGCUCCAAACUUGUUGCGGCUAGUCUAAUGGGCGUCUGGGGUCUUGCAUUACACCAAGUCUUAUCAGUUCCUACAGCAGUCCAGUCGUGGACGCACAGCGAUACGAAUGCAACGACAGUAAAUUGCUCAGCGCUAUCGCCACCUCCUGAUACUCCGUUCUGGACGGCAAUGGACCGAUGCAAUGAUUGCACCGCAGAGCCAACGUGUGGUUUCUGUCGGUCUACACUCACAUGUGUGCCUGGUGACCUUCACGGACCAUUUGCUAGGUACCAAAUUUGGUGCAGUGAUUGGAUCAUGGAGGCAGCGUCGUGCCCUGUGAACCCGCAGUGUAACACUAUCACUGAGUGCGACAGUUGUGCUACAUCACAAGAGUGCGUGUGGUGUGCCUCUGAUGCAUCGUGUAUGGGAAUAGAAGAAAGUUUUGGCUCUGGGUGCAAGACACUCGUUAGUGAUGUGCCGUGUCCAGCAAGAGUUGUCCCAGAGACAACUAUUGUUGGUGAUGUUGUUAUACACCAAAAACCUCCGAACGUUCUGAACGGAGUCGUCGUCGUAGGUGUGACGAAAGAGUUAGCUAACUAUUCUUUUGUCGUAAAUCAGUCAACCGUUAACAUCCAGUCAGGCGGCAGUAUCCGGUUGCGCGGCGGCGAUGACAAUAGAUUUAACAUGGCUGGCGGUGAUGUGAGUAUUGCUGCUGGUGAUGGCGUUCACCAGAACCGUGGACGUGGUGGCAUUGUCUCAAUAUCAGGUGGUGAUGGCCUUGGAAUUGUAAAUUAUGAUAACUCAGUCACUGGAGGGAGUGUUAAGGUAUCCGGUGGGAUGUCGAAGGUUGGGACUGGGGGUGAUGUCGAUGUGGUUGGUGGUGCUGGCGCGACUACUGGUGGAUCUAUUAAUCUUGCUUCCGGCACGACUUCUACAUCUAUGAGUGGUAAGAUUACGAUCCGAACUUCUGAUGUCACCAAUAAGGGUGAAUCUGGAAGAGUUGUUAUAAAGACCGGAGAAGCGGUAUAUGGUGUGUCAGGGUCUAUGGUACUUGCAACUGGAAACUCAUCCUCGAACAGUGCAGGUUCAAUUACGCUAUCCAGCGGAAAUUCUUUUGGCGGCAGGGGUGGUAACGUGAUUUUAUCCGGCGGCUCGUCCAGUGAAAAUGCAGUUGGUGGGUCUGUAAGCUUAGAGACUGGUACAUCGACUACCAAAGCUUCGGGAGGGGUGACCAUUGUAACAGGAAAUUCCAGGGUGAAUGGGUCGAGCGGUGCUAUCGUGAUUGGGACAGGCACUUCUCUUUCUCGAUCGACCGGUUCGUUGACUUUAUUUUCUGGAAGCUCAAAUGAGUCAAGCACCGGCUCAAUUUAUCUCGAAAUUGGCACCGGAAAAUCUGAGAGGGGCGGUGAGAUUCUUGCAAAAGGUGGCUCGACAACCAAAUUUGGAGGCACCGGAGGCGCGAUUAAUUUUAAAGCUGGGGACGGGGAUCAUGUCGGUGAGUCGUUGGGGGGUGUAAUCACUAUUAGCGGUGGUGCUUCAAUAGGAACAUCGAAUACAUCUGUCGGUGGUCACGUAAUUGUUGAAGGUGGAAUUUCAGCUGGCGGGACCGGUGGAGCUGUCAUGAUUCGGAGUGGACUCGGCCAAAAUGGAACAAGUGGGUCUGUUGACUUCCAGACAGCAAUAGGUGAUCAUGGAAGAAGCGGCAGCGUUCGCGUGUCGACAGGAGAAUCCAGGGUGAACUCUGGACAAAUCGAGAUUUCUAGUGGUUUUUCGACGGAGGGCAACAGCGGCUCUAUCCAGCUUACUGUUGGCAAGUCAGCAAACAGUGGCGGUGGUGAAAUCUCGCUUGCUGGUGGCUCAAGUGAAAUUGGCGUCGGUGGGGUAGUUCGUCUAUCAUCAGGAGUAAGCGAUUCCGGGGUCAGUGGAAAUAUUGAUGUGACGACGGGGACUAGCGUAUUUGGAAGAGGUACAGGAAGUUUAAGUCUUACGAGUGGAAAUGCUUCCAGCGGUCAAUCUGGAGGUGUUACUGUCGAAACCGGGUAUACGGUUCAGAGUCCUGCUGGAAAUGUGCAGCUUCGAGCUGGAUCCUCAUCCCAAAGCAAACCUGGCAGUGUGGUUAUUGCCAGUGGUAGCACAGCUGGUGAUAAUGCUGUGGGUGGCGAUAUUAAGCUCAAUGGAGGGUCUGGUGAGUCCACAAGCGGCGGAUCUGGGGGCGAGAUUAGCAUCGUGGGGGGUCGUGGAUAUGGACUAAAUUCUCAAUUCGAAGGUAAAGGAGGCCAAAUCAAAGUCGUUGGAGGUCAAUCAAGUGAUGGUGAUGGAGGAGAAAUCUUACUCCAAGGUGGAGUUAGUAACUCAUCUAUUGGAGGAGCUGUUAAAGUUGUAAGCGGUCUCUCAAGUCUCAAAUCAUCAGGCACGGUUUACGUUGCGUCGGCAAAUGCAGGUGCAUUUGGUGAUUCUGGGAACUUGGCCUUUUAUACUGGAGAAACACUUCAAGGAAGUGGUGGCUCAAUCACUCUUGGAACCGGCACGUCUGAGCAUCAAGCUGGAAAUGUCUCCCUUUUGGUUGGCACUAGUGGCAGUGACGAUGGAGGGGACAUUACUGUCAAGUCUGGCUCCUCAGAGGAUGCCGCAACCACUGGCGGAGCUAUUUUUUUGAGUGGGGGUUCUGGAAAAAGUGAUAACGCAGGAGAUGGGGGCGAUGGUGGUCGGGUCGUUCUCGCUGGCGGCUCGUCACAUGGAUCUUCUGCGGAAGACAUUGGUGGUGCGGUUUUUAUUCAGGGUGGUGAUGCUCAAAGUGGCAUUGGUGGUCAUAUGAGGAUGACGUCUGGCAGAAGUGCUGAAUCUUGGAGCGGUGCUGUUGAAAUUGCAUCGGCGCAGGCUGUGACCGGAGGCAUGAGUGGUACAAUGUCUCUUGGUACUGGGAAUAGUCCUGAUGGCACCGCUGGAUUUUUAAAAGUGUACACAGGAACAGCAUCAAGAGGUACAAGUGGAUCAAUCCAAAUUGCUGUUGGCGCAGGUGACGUAGCUGACGGCGGAGACGUCCAUGUGAGUGCAGGUGAGUCAUCAGGGAUGGGGCACACUGGAGGCAAGGUGAUACUCAAUGGCGGCACUGGCUCAAGUACUAACGCUGUCGACGGAGGAGAUGGUGGCGACAUCGACAUUAUUGGUGGCGAAGCUCGUGGCUCAAGCUCACUCGAUAAUGGUGGAACUGUUUCCUUGAUGGGUGGUCAAGGGUCCUUUGGGUAUGGUGGUGACUUAAUUAUGCAGUCGGGGUCUGGCGUUGGAAGUUCCAGUGGGGCUGUAUACCUUACUACGGCAAAUGCUGGCUCUCGCGGUGUGAGUGGCAUGAUUGAUUUUGCGACUGGAACUUCGUCGUAUGGAAAUUCCGGCCCAAUAAGCCUCGCAACUGGUGCGGCCAAAGGUGGAAAAGGAGGUCAAUUUCAGGUUCGUGUUGGCAGCGGUGACUUUGGCGAAGGAGGUCUGAUCUCCAUGGAAGCAGGUAGUACGACUGAUAGUCGAACAGGAGGUUUUAUAUCACUUAUUUCUGGUGCUAGUCAAGCAACUUCAAGCGGUGACAUUGCUGUGAAUACAGCCAAUGCCGGGGCAGCCGGAGGUAGUGGAAGCGUAAAAAUUGAAACCGGAAUUGCUUCAGCUGCAGAGUCAGGUGCACUCGUACUAUCGACUGGUUCUGCGACACUUGGUCACGGCGGCGACAUCAUUGCGAUUGUUGGUACCGGAUCGAAGAAAGAUGGAGGGCAAGUGCAGCUUACUGCUGGUGCGACAACAGAUGCGGGUAAAACGGGAGGAUUAGUCGCCAUACAAGGUGGUGAAGGAACUAAUACCGCUUCCGGAAACGGAGGGAAUGGUGGUGUCGUGAAAGUGAUUGGUGGAGCUUCUCAAGGCGGUAGCACAGUACUAAAUACUGGGGGAGGAAUCGUUUUUGAGGGUGGUUUUGCAAGAAAAGGACGGGGUGGAAGUAUACGUCUUGAUACCGGCUUUAGUGCAACCUCUUCUAGCGGUGCAGUGUCUAUUGCAACUGCUAAUUCAGGAUUAAAGGGAUCUAGUGGCUCGGCAAUUAUCAGUACGGGUGACGCCACUGCAGGAGACAGCGGAGAGAUCAGUUUGUAUAGCGGCCAAGCUCUCCGAGGUAGAGGGGGCUUUAUCUCGCUUUCUGUUGGCAACAACACUGAAAAUCCAGGAGGAGAUGUACGCAUAAGCGCCGGACUGGCUCUCCAUAAGUACACCGGGGGCUUAGUUACUCUUACCACAGGUGGUUCUGUACGAUCAACAUCUGGCGACUUUUUAGUCCAGACGCCAAACAGUGGCCCAGACGGUGGAUCUGGAUCAUUAUUGUUUAAAACUGGUAAAAGUCAGUCCACGGAUAGCGGUGCAAUAACAUUCGUAACUGGUCUUGCCAAAAAGGGUCACGGAGGAAACGUGACUGUGGCCGUUGGUGUGGGAGAUACAAGCAGUGGUGGUCACGUAAACAUUUCUGCUGGAGACACGUCUGCGGUUGCAAAAGUAGGGGGUGUUAUCUCGCUUCAAGCAGGAUCUGGAACGAGCACAAACCCAACUAAUGGAGGCAAGGGUGGUUCUGUCCGAAUUCGCGGAGGCCGAGGAUUUGGAGGUAAAUUCGAUAGUGACGUCGGAGGAAUGGUUCGUGUUGAUGGAGGAUCGAGUAGAACCUCAUUAGGUGGUAACAUCGAGGUCUCUUCUGGUACUGGCACUGCUUCCAGCAGUGGUGAUAUGGAACUGAUAACUGCGAACUCAGGGAGGAAAGGAGUGUCAGGAACUCUUCGUUUGCAAACUGGAAAUGCAACCGCAGGCCCUAGUGGAUCGCUCAUCGUAGUGACUGGAAAUUCUGGGCCUGGACCAGCUGGAGAUAUUGUCAUCUCAGUAGGGUCAGGUGUAUCGGGUAGUGGUGGACGAGUUGCAAUCACUGCCGGCGACAUGAGUGAUAUGAAAUCGAUCGGUGGCGCAAUUGAUAUCAUGGGUGGUCGUGGAAAUAAUCGCAACGCCUUAUGGGGUGGAAAGGGAGGCCCAGUUAACGUUGUCGGUGGCUACGCUGGUGGCCAAAAUGGCGGUGAUAUCGGCGGAAUGGCUACAAUUCAAGGUGGCCGAGCUCACAAGGGGCGCGGUGGUGGUGUUAAUAUUGUUUCUGGUGUUUCAGAGUUCUUCUCAAGCGGAAAUAUAGAAUUUCAAACGUCAGAUUCGGGAUUCUACGGUGUCAGUGGUUCGAUAUAUACUUUUACCGGCAAGUCACAAACUGGUGACUCGGGUAGCUACUCUCUUCGAACUGGUGAUUCUGAAAAAGGUAGCAGUGGUAAUAUCGACGUUACUGUCGGCAAUAGUUUUGCUAAGACAGGCGGUGAUCUACAGCUAAAAGCUGGCUCGACGUCUGCAGUUGGACAUCAUGGUGGGAAUGUUGCUAUUUCAUCUGGUCACAGCACAAAGAGUGACAGUGGCAACGUCACCGUCGAAACUAAUGAUUCUGGAAAUGCUGGAGGUAGUGGUUCAAUCACCGUCUCAUCCGGUGCUACAGUGCGAGGAGACUCGGGCUUGCUUUCACUUAAUACCGGUGUUUCAUUGGGUGGCCAUGGUGGCAAUAUUCGCGUCGUGGUCGGGACAGGCCGCACUGGAAAUGGAGGAGAUAUAAUAGCGCGAGCCGGCAAUACUACAGGUGCAGCUUCGGGAGGUGGAAAUGUUCUGAUUGGCGCAGGAAACGGAUUGAGCUCAAAUUUAAAGGACGGCGGAAAUGGAGGCAAUGUGGUCAUAUCGGGUGGUGAUGCUAGUGGUAAAAACUAUGCGAAAAACAUAGGUGGAUCUGUGGUUUUGAUGGGUGGUAAAGGAGAUGCUGCAACGGGUGGACCCGUGACUAUUCUCACUGGUAAUGCGACUUCUUCUUCAAGUGGCAAUGUGAACAUCUUCACAGGGGACUCUAUUAAGAAAAGUUCUCAAUCGUCUGGCGACAUCACUAUCACUAGUGGCGCCUCUACCAACCGAGCAAGUGGGGCAAUAUUCGUGCGUUCUGGCUCCGCAACAAAAGGGACGGGUGGCAACAUUACUGUGCAUGGUGGAGAUAGCCAUCAGAGCGUAUCAAAUGUAGUCGUUCAAGCAGGAGAUACAACUGGUGCAAAGGGGGGAUCCAUAAUCGCUGUUACAGGCGUCUCAGUUUCCGGAUCGAGCGGUGAUAUUGAACUAAGCUCUGGUAGCAGCGGUAGUGUUGGUGGCAGUGGUGUCGUAAAUUUGUACUCGGGAUUUGCCCAUGGUGGGUCCUCUGGCUCCAUAUCUUUAAGCUCGGGAGCAUCAGAACGCGGAGCUGGUGGAGAUAUUCAUCUCUCUGUCGGUUCAGGCGUUAAUUACCAAGGAGGUAAUGUAGACGUCAUUGCUGGAGCAACCGCUCACGCUGACGGUGGUGGCAAUAUCGCAAUUCAGACUGGCGAAAGUACCGCAUCGUAUAGUGGAAGCAUGACUUUGACCACAGCGGAUGCGGGAAAGGCAGGUUUCUCUGGCUCUGUAAUCUUACAAACUGGAGAUUCUACUAGCAUGCCCGGUUCUGGAGAAAUCUCACUAGCUACUGGUACUGCCGCUAAUGGAGGAGGAGGCAAUAUUACAGUUGCAGUUGGUCUUGGCUCUUUAGGUGAUGGUGGCUCGAUCGAGCUAGUCGGAGGUGGCACUACUGCUGGUCGAGCUCAAGGAGGCAGCGUUAAUCUUAUUGGUGGUCAUGGACGCUCGAGUGAUAACAGAGGCGGAGGCAACGGCGGUAAUGUUCAGAUUGUUGCCGGGUCGGCUGACGGGCCUAACGAACUUAAUCGAGGUGGUAACAUCUCCAUCACAGCUGGUGAGGCUGAUAUGGCUACGGGCGGAGCAAUUUUAAUUAUUUCGGGCACGUCGUUAAGUGCAAAUAGCGGCAAUAUCUUGAUUGACACGGCUGCUGCUUCUCGUAAAACUGGCGCAAUUGAAGUUCGCACCGGGACUUCCAGCCUUAGCGAGUCUGGCAGCCUUGACAUUCAGACGGGUGGUGCCAAUAGGGGGAGAUCAGGAUCGAUAAGCAUAAUGGUUGGUAAAGGGGAAAAUGCAGCUGGUGGGGAUAUUUCUAUACUUGCUGGCUCAACGACAUUAUCGAAGGCCCCAGGUGGAAAGGUUACUAUUGCAACCGGAUACAGCUCAGAAUCUUCUAGUGGUGGACUAUCCUUAGAGACUCCAGAUUCUGGAAAAGACGAUGGAUCUUCUGGUCAAAUUAAUCUGAAAACCGGCGACUCGGCAAUCAGCUCUGCUGGAUCAAUCAUUCUUAGCACUGGUCUAGGUGCUGAUUCGAAUGGAGUAGGUAUAAAAAUUGCCGCUGGAGAGGUAAGCGCUGGAAACGGUCAAAACAUUGAAGUUACGGGCGGGAAUGCGCUCCAGCCGAACGAUGCUAUCGCUGGUGGUAUUACAAUUGCUGGGGGUGUAGGUCUUGGAGACGAUGAAAAUGGUGGUGGUCGUGGCGGAUUAGUAAAAUUGCUGGGUGGGAAGUCGUAUGGAGGUUCACCUGGUACUGAUAUUGGUGGAUCUGUGACCCUGCAAGGUGGUGAAUCAGUUGCAGCAUCAGGUGGAAGUGUUCAUAUAAUUAGUGGUAUGAACGCAAUCUCAUCCAGCGGAAAUGUACUAUUUCAAACGCAUGACGCCUCUGUUGAUGGAAGCAGUGGAGUUGUUGAAAUCAAAACCGGACAGGGUGCAAUGAAGUCAGGGUCCAUUGCUGUAUCUUCGGGUAAGUCCCCAAUUGGAUCUACUGGAGACGUAAUCGUCAGUUCUGGUGACACCACUUCCAGAAUUUCUGGAACGAUAAAAGUGUCGACAGGGAAUACCAAUACUGGUUCCCCAGGCUCAAUUGUUUUAAGCACUGGCAACAGCAAAGCAGGAUUGGGAGGAAAUUUUCAAGUACAGCUUGGAACAAGCAGUGGCAAUAUCUCGCUAAUUACUGGAAAAUCUCCAUCAGGAACGGGGGGCUCAAUUCGUCUGAUAACAGAAAGUGGCCCAGCGUCAUCUGGGUCUGUUUUAAUUUCGAGCGCUGACGCUGGUGCCGCUUCUACUGCUUCUACGGGGGCGGUAUCCAUUUCCACCGGAACCUCUCCCCACGGUACCUCUGGAACUGUGAACAUUAUGACAGGUGUAUCAGAGUCUGGAGGAGGUAACAUUGUGAUGGCUGCUGGGACAUCUAUUAAUGCGGAAAGCUCCAUGCUGACGUCUUUUGAGGGGAGAAGUGAUGCGCCUGGAGUUGGUGGCGAUAUAAGUCUGAGUGCAGGUGGGUCAGAAAGUGGAAGUGGGGGUGACGCUGCUUUGGCUGCUGGUGCUGGCGUUAUGGGCGGAAGUCUUUUUCUUCAUUCUGGAGCGGGAACGACCCUAAAAGGUGGCGUCGUUUCGAUUAUAUCAGGAGCAAGUAGAAGCGCAGAAAGUGGUAAUGUUCUUAUUCAGUCUGCAGCCAGUACUAGUAAAAGCGGACCUGUUGAGAUUGGAUCAGGCCUUGCUCAAGCGUCGUCUAGCCCUGUCCGUCUUUUCACUGGGUCGACACUCAAAGGAAUGGCAGGUUUCAUUGAUAUAAGUGGAGGUAACGGGACAACGAGUAAUGGAGGCGCGGUAUAUCUUACCGGCGGUGAAAAUCCUUUUGCUCGUGGUGGUGCGGUCAUCAUGUCUUCUGGCUCCGGAGAAAUUAGCGGUGAAGUGACCGUGCAAUCUGGAAGACCUGUAGCAGAUGGUGAGAGUGGUAUGCUACGUCUUCAAACAUCGGACAGUAGCGGAUCGUCUGGUAGUAUAAAGAUCUCGUCCGGAAAUUCUACUAGCAAGAACAGUGGUAGUGUUGAGCUGAGUGCUGGCACAGGCUCUACUGCAGGAGGCAUCGUGUCUAUAGUUGGUUCCAAUAGUGCUCUGCUUGCAGGUGGGAAUGUCGCAAUCAGAAGUGGUUGGUCGACUGCUGAUGACAGCUCUUCAAGAACCACUACUGGCGUGGGUGCUACCAGUGGUAGCUUGGCGGUCCAAACGGCCAGCUCUUUAUCUAGCGGUUAUGUAGUUAUAGGCAGUGGAAACGCAACGACCGGAAAUAGCGGAGAUUUUACACUGCGAACUGGCUCAAGCUCAAGCGGCUCGACAGGGUCACUUUACAUGAAAGUUGGAAAGAGCACAUCUCGUAACGGAGGCAACCUAACUCUUGUAUCAGGCAAGGGCACUCUUCAUGGUGGAAAUAUUGAAAUUACCAGUGGUACAGCUUCCACGAACGCUGGAACCGGAGGUGGGCUAAUGCUUAAGGCUGGUGGUGGAAAUGCAGUGCUGUCCGGAGAAAACGCUACUGCUUCUUAUAUGAGGGUGGCUGGUGAUGGAUCUAUUACCGUGAUGGCGGCCACUACUUCAUCUAUGGAACUCCGCGGUGGGAGCAAUAUGAACAUCAGUGUUGGAAGUGGAGAACUCACUGUUUCUCAUGGGGAAUCCACUGUUCCUGGAGAAGUAAUCUGGCGCUUGCAGCCAAAAAAGAUGAUCAGCCAUAUUCCAGCGCAGAUGACCGAAGUAAUCUACCCGUCAGAUCGCCGAAUUAAGACAAAUAUUGAAGACAUAGACGAGGAUGACAUUCUUCAGCGUUUGCAAACUCUUGAAGUAAAAAAAUAUCGAUACUCAGAAAUGUGGCGUGGUAUACGUGGAAUCUCUGAUGUUGCUGUUCGCGGUGUGAUUGCCCAGCAAGUAGAGGAAACGUUUCCAGAAUACGUGACUAUUUCAAAUUUUACACUUCCAGAAAAAAACUUCAGCCUUGAACAAUUUCACGAAGUCAAUAAACAGCAAAUUACAAUUGAUCUGAUCGCAGCUAUACAUGCCCAGCACAGACGCUUCAAAGUUGGGCCCAACAGCAAAGAGGAAAGUGGACGCAUCGACAUUGCUACGGCCGAUGCAGGUUCGUAUGCAGCUGCUUCCCCUCGCGGAAGUAGCGGUAGUAUCAACAUCGGAACUGGAUCGUCCAGCUUAAGUAAAAGCGGGGAUGUAGUUAUUGCUAGUGGAGAGGCCCACGCUACAUCGGGUGCAAUCAACAUUCGAGCCGGAGACAGUAUGACUGGCAAUGGUGGGGCUUUGACACUGGAGGCAGGAUCUUCUCGAGGACGCCAGACAGCAGCAGGUAGUGUCAUAAUUGCGAGCGGAAAGAAUUAUGAAAAUGCAGGUGACGUCAAUUUGCGGACACCAGAUGCAAGUGGAAAUCAAAACAGUGGAAGCAUCGUAGUCAGUACGGGUCGCUCUGCAUCAGGAGAGAGCGGAUCAAUCUCUAUCAUGACCGGCGCAGCAUUUGCAUAUAACGAAGGCCUUGUUAGUGUAAAAUCAGCAUCUACUCGCAUAUCCGGCAGUUUAUUGGUAAACGGGGAACCCAACUCAAAGUCCGACAUUGCUGCCAACGUUCAGCUGCAUACAGCAAGUAGCAAUCAGAAGUCUGGAGAUAUACUACUUUCCACAACGUCCGCUAGAAACAUCCGUGAAGCUGGAUCACUGACUUUUGAAACAGGUACUGGACUUGACAGAAGUGGGGACAUCACAAUUUGGUCUGGACGCAGUCUGGAUAGCAUUUCCACGAGCUCUCAUGUCUCAGGAAAUAUUAAUGUCCAUGCCGAAGAUUCUAUGGGUCUCGGUGGUAACGUUGCGCUUGCUUCUGGUCGUGGCCAAAUCAAAUCAGGAGAUGUGUUGAUAUCGUCACCAACAGCUCCUCAAGGAGCCGGUGGGUUGAUUGCGAUACAUACAGAUAUGUCAAAUUCUAGUGCUACCGGCACUAUUAUUAUCGAAUCAGGACAAUCAAUAUCCGAGUCGUCUGGAUCAAUUCAAAUUCGAAGUGGUUCUACCUCAACCACAAUUGCAGGUGCGGUAAAAAUUAUAGCAGGAAAUUCUUCAACUGAUCAAGCUGGUUCCGUGGACGUAACUGGGGGCUCGUCGUCAUUAUAUGGGUCUGGUGGAGCUGUUCGUAUGUCUGGUGGCUCCUCUUCAAAUGGUAUUGGAGGCGACGUGACUAUAUCAAGUGGCAAAUCUGGAAAGAGUGCGGCAGGCAGCAAAGUAUUUGUUCGUAGCGGUUCUGGCGGUAGCCUCAGCUUCAUUCAGGGUGAUAGCAGCGUUGUUGGUGCUGACGUGGAGCUGAUAGGAGGUAGUGUGUCUAGCGCAGAUGCAGCACAGAUAUUAAAAUUUAUUGGCUCUUCAAAUUCUCGCGGAACAGGGGGCAACGUAUUAGCUGAAGGGGGGUCAUCUGCGGUGGGUGUUGGGGGUGCGGUGUUGCUGACAAGUGGCUCCGGAGCCGUGAGUAGCGGUGACUUGCGUGUGUCCACGAGUGUCGCGUCUGGUGGCUCAAGCGGCAACAUACAGGUGAGCACCAGCACAAGCAACAAUUCUAGUGGGUCUAUUCGAAUCGGCACUGGAUCCGGUGAAAGUAUUGCUGGAUCAAUUUAUGUGGCAGGUGGGUCUUCCGUGAACGGUGAAGGCUCCGCUGUGUCCGUGUGGGGUGGCUUAUCGAAGUCACUUACGGGUGGCAGUGUAACGAUCUUGAGUGGUGAUGGACUGUCAUCGAGGAGCGGAUCGGUGAUGCUCAGCUCUGAAGGCGGAGCAAGCACUACUGUUAGUGGCAUGGUAUCGGUGUCGAGUGGCUCCGCGGUCAUCGGUUCAUCUGGCGCUGUAUCCAUUGCAUCUGGUACAUCACCUGCACUGUCAAGCGGAUCAAUCAAGAUAUUUGGUGGCGAAGCUGCAAAGAGCGGUGGACUAGUAAGCGUAUCUGGCGGUAAAAGCUCUGGCGGUGCAGGAGGCCUAUUGACAUUAUCCGGAGGUCUUGGUGCGACAGGAGGUGACGUCGUGGUGUCUGCUGGCGAAAGCACGUCUGACGCUGGGGCCUCACUGCAGCUGCGCAGUGGAGAAAGUUCAAGCAGCAGUGGAGAUGUACGUCUGCAUAGUGCAGAUGGUGCGAUCUCAGGCGGCGUAUUUAUCUCGUCCGGCUCGGCGACAGGGAAAAAGACCCUCGCAGGAGAUAUUAAUUUAACGGUGGGUCCGUCUGUGGCGGACGGUGGCAAAGUUGAUGUGCGCGGUGGAUCAAGCUCUGGAUCGAGGGCAGGUGACGUGCUGUUGACGGGUGGAUCAUCUUUUCUGCCGACAUUGCCUUCCACUAAAGCCGAGGCUGGCACCGUUCACUUAGCAGGUGGCAGGUCAAAUGGUGAAAACCCAGGCGGCAAGGUAAUUGUGUCAGGCGGCUCUGGUGCUGUGGUGGGUGGAUCAGUGUUGGUAGUAAGCGGAGGCAGCGAGGGUGCAUAUGCUAUCAGCGGUGAUGUGGCGGCUGAAUCGCGAAGCGGCGGUGGCAGCGGGAGUGGAAACUCGAGCGACAGCACGUCAGGAUCUGUCUCUGUGACUGGUGGCACUAGUGCAGUAUCUACUGGAGGGAGUUUGUUUAUUCGCGGUGGCAGCAGCGGUGGAUUGUCUGUUGGCAGUUCUAUGCUGCUUGAGAGUGGUGCAGCGAGAGCAAAUAGCGGUAGAAUUACGAUUUCUAGCGCAGUUGCAACGACUUCGAGCUCGAGCGGUGACGUGACCAUUGGCACAGGUGACGCAGACUUGGGUGCAACAGGGUCAUUGUCAGUCGUAUCUGGUAUUAGCGCUAGUGGAUCGAGUGGAUCAGUUGUUGUGGCUAGCGGCAGUGCUGGCUCGUCUGAUGCAGGUAGCGUUGAGAUUCGUGGCGGGUUGACUGGUGGAUCAAGCGCACAUGGAGGCUCUGUGACCGUGUCAUCAGGUGAGGACGGUGUGAUUAGAUUGUCGAGUGGUGAACGUCGCAGUGCUGAUGGCGGCGCCGUCGAUAUUGUGGCUGGGGCUGGUAUGACUGAUAGUGUAGGUGGAGGUUCUGUGAGUGUUCGCGGAGGCACGUUAAACUCACCAUUAGGUCUCGCAGGUAAUGUUGCCUUAUCCGGUGGUGCCGCCAAUACUGGCUCAGCGAUUGGAGGCAGCAUUUCUAUUGACGGCGGUGUGAGUAAGGCUGGCGUUGGAGGUGAUGUGGUGAUUUCGUCAGGCGUGGGCUUCCUUGGCAGCGGAGUUAUAGAUAUCCUUAGUGGUGCUUCUACCAGUGGCGAUGCCUUCGGCGGAUCGGUGAAAAUCAGUAGUGGUGCUUCCGUGGAUACUGCGUCGGGUGCGGUGAAACUGUCAUCCGGAUUAUCAAAAGCAGCCACCAGUGGAAAUGUGUCGGUACAAAGUGGUGAUGCUUUUUUAGCAGCCGGUCGUGUCUCUGUGCUGGGAGGGUCCAGCAGCAUUUCAACGGGUGGUGUAGUGACUAUGGCAAGUGGCUUGGGCAGAGACUCGAGCGGAUUCGUGUCUGUUACGAGUGCAGCUGGUAGAGCAGGGUCGGUGUCUGGUGAAGUGUCAAUCUCAUCAGGCGACACGAUCGAUGGCGAUUCUGGUGCCGUUCGAGUAUCCGGCGGGUCAAGCAACACAGGGUCCGGUGGCUUAGUGAAGGUUGUGGGUGGUUCCAGUAUGGCCGCGGCACCGGGAGGUGAUCUUUCUCUGCGCAGUGGUGGGUCGCUGACGGGAUCUUCUGGGUCAGUAAGCGUGAGCGCUGCUUCAUCGUCAUCAAGCGGGUCUGGUGGAGAUGUUUAUGUGUCUGGUGGAUCUUCACUGAACGGUAUUGGCGGUGAUGUGCGCAUUAUAAGUGGAGGUUCUUACUCUGGAGCGCCGGGUAACUUGUUGCUUAAAACAUCAAGUACAAGUAAUGACGCGGUGUCUGGAAGCAUUGUUGAUGCUACCGGAAGUAGUUAUGCAGGUGGAUCCAUACAGAUAGUGUCUGGAGCUCGUAGAGGUUCUAUCAACAUUGGAAGUGAUGGUAGUAUCGCUUUAGCGAGUAAUGAAGCUGAUGUUUCCAUCACUGGCGCAAACAUGAAUCAAACUUUUACUGAAGAGUCGCUUUUUAAAAGUUUGACUUCAAACACUGCUGAUGGUAUUGUUUUUCGAGUUCGUAACGAUAUGGUUGUUGGUACCGUCCCCGCACAAUUUCCACAAGUGAUUUCCCCCUCCGAUCGCCGUAUCAAAACUAAUAUUGAAGAUGUCGAUGAGGACGCUAUUCUUCAGCGUUUACAAACACUGGAGAUUAAACAAUAUCGGUAUACGGAAGAGUGGAGACGUAUUCGUGGUAUAGAAGAUGCAGUUGUACGAGGGGUGAUUGCUCAGCAAGCCCACGAAACUUUCCCUGAGUACGUCAGCGUAAGCGACUUUUAUCUUAACGAAAGUGACUUCAGCUUGAUGAAGUUUCACCAAAUCGACAAGCAGAAGGUGAUCCUUGACCUUGUUGCCGCAAUCCAUGCACAACAUCGUCGUUUUCGUGUUGGUGCCAAUACACCUGAAAAAAGCGGUGACAUUACUGUAUCAAGUGCAGAUUCUGGGGCUUUUGUAGCUAGCAGUGGUGUCGCAGCAACUGGCUCGGUGUCGAUUGAGUCAGGUAUUUCGCAAUCAAACUCCUCUGGAAGCAUCCGAAUUUUUUCAGGUGAUGCUCCUAGUGGUCAAGCUGGAAACAUUGUAAUCGGCGUGGGUGAGAGUGCUGACCACGGUGGUAGCAUCUCACUCGAAGGAGGAAUGGCCACCGGCUCGGCAAGUAUAGGCGGAUCUGUUACCCUUAUCUCUGGUAGCAGUGUUGCUGGGAGUACUGGAAAUAUUAGCAUGGGUACCAAUAAUGCUGGUCCAAAUGGAGAUACUGGGGGUUUGUUGAUGGCCACUGGAAAUACCGAUCUAGGCUCGUCCGGAAAACUAGAGCUUAUUUCCGGCAAUUCAGCGAGGGGUAACAGCGGAAGCGUUCAGAUUAGCGCAGGGUCUAGCUUAUCAGGGAGUGGCGGAGGUGUAAUGCUAUCAGCUGGAGCUUCAAAAGCUACUUUAUCUGGCGGAGCAGUAAAUGUUUUGUCUGGCAAUUCGACCAGUGGCUUUUCGGGUGAUGUAAAAAUUUCGUCAGCGUCGUCUUUGGGCAAGAAAGUGCGUGGAAGUGGUAAAGUGACGCUGACAACUGGUGACGCAGAGAUAAGCGUCGGGCUGACAUCAGUUUUGGGAGGGUACUCGCCGUCAGAAAAUGGAGGUACUGUGCGUAUUAGUGCUGGCAACAGUACGGAGGGCAAUGGUGGUAAAGUGGAUAUCGUAUCGGGAACGUCGGCUGCUAGCAAUUCUGGUACGGUGAACGUGCACUCGACUGCAACAAUGUCCACAGCUGGUGCUGUAUCGGGUACGGUGUCGGUCACGACUGGAGACUCCAAUGCGAUAGCAGGGAACGUGAGUAUUUCCGGGGGUUCGGGUAAAGCUAGUGGUGGCACACUGACAAUGAAUUCUGGAUGGAGUGGAUCGCUAGAAGGUAGCAGCGUAAAUAUUUCUGCUGGUGGCAGUUCAAGCAAAAAUGGGGGAGAUGCUGUAAUAUCUGGCGGAUGGAGUAACAAUCAGAACUCUGGUCGAGUAGAUUUGCUGACACCGACUUCUCGAGCCUCUGGCGCAAUUAGGUCUACCACUGGUGCUUCUAAGCAAAAUAGUGGAGCAGUAGUGAUAAGCACCGGCCCUUCAAACGAUGAAAGCAGUGGUAACAUUGAAAUUUGGUCUGGACCAAGUGCUAAAGAUGCUGGAAACUUGUCCAUUUUUGGCGGAGGUAGUAAAACCGCUGUUGGGGGCAGGCUGAGCUUGACUUCGGGUACUUCUGAAGCAAAGGGUGGAACAAGUGGUAGUGUUGCUGUUGCUAGUGCUGAAGCGACGAGCAAUAUCAUGUCAGGUGACGUAGCUCUUGUCACUGGCAAUACAACCAAAGGUUUAAGCGGCUCGAUUGUCAUUGCAACUGGUGAUUCAUAUGACGGAGGCACUGGUGAUGUAGUGGUCAAAUCUGGUUUAACCACAAGUGGAAGUCCUGGGCAUGUUGCUCUUAUGGGCGGGUCGUCUCAACAGCUUGCAGGGUCAACAAUGACUGUGGCUGCUGGAAACGGAUCCGUGGGUGGAUCACUUGCACUUUUUUCCGGUUCAGGUAUGCUCAUGUCAGGAGCCAUGAUGAUUCAGACUGGAAAUAGUGGGACGUCGUCAGGCCCAAUGACACUUUCAAGUGGUUCUGCUGAAUUGGGAUCUACGGGCGAUGUAAAUGUGUUUUCUGGUAGUUCAUUGACUGGGCAAACUGGAAGCAUCAAAGUGGCUGUUGGGUCAUCAAACACUCGCGAUGGUGGUUCCAUCAGUCUUCUAAGCGGAAAUGGGUCCUCUGUUGGUGGAUCGGUCGUUAUUCGCUCGGGUUAUGCAAGUCAAGAAAAAUCUGGAGACGUGAAAAUCUUGACUGCAUUGGCUGCCAAGGCGAUGAAUUCUGGUGCGAUAAACUUCACAACAGGGUCUUCAAAAUUUACCAGUGGGAAUCUCGAAAUGUCCACUGGAUCGUCGAUUAGCUCUCAAGCAGGUAAUGUACUAAUGUCUGUUGGUACCAGCAACGCCGCUUCGGGAGGAAACCUCACGCUUUUAGGUGGUUCAAAUCGAUUUGAUGGGGGUGACAUCACUUUUGCAGCUGGAAGAAGCUCGCAGACAGUAGGUGGUAUGGUAAACAUUGCGUCAGGUAUUGGCGCCUUGGAAAGUGGAUCUCUUUCGAUUAGUUCGCCAAACUCUAGUGACACAGGCACCUCAGGAUCUGUAAAGGUAACCAGUGGGGUAUCAGCUUCAGGAUCUAGCGGAUCUGUAGUACUGAGUAGUGGGUUAUCAUCGAAAAAGGCUGGUGGCUCGAUUUCUAUGCUUGUUGGUGCUGGAACUGGAGGACCCGGUGGUGUAGUAAACAUCACCAGUGGCAAUAGUUACAGUGGUACAGGCGGCUCGGUAUUUAUACGCAGUGGGUUUGGUGCAUUGACAUCCAGUGGAAUCGUGCAAAUCGAAACCGCAGCCGCUUUCGUGGGUCAAUCUGGAGCAGUUCAAAUAGCUACUGGUGAUUCAAGCAUGGUAAAUUCGGGAAAGAUAGCUAUAACUACUGGCAGCUCUAAGACGCAAAAAGGAGGGAACAUCGAAAUAGGCGUUGGAAUCGCUGGGUCUGUUCGUGGUGGCGACGUGAUAGCACUAGCAGGAAAUAGCUCUGAUGUAGGGGGAUCAUUUGUUGCUAGCGGUGGACUUGGAUCUCGAAGUGGUGGCCAAAUUUCACUCGUCUCCGGUGGAAGCAGCACUUCAAAUUCUGGAAAUGUCAAAAUUUCGACCGCAACAUCAGGACCAAUUGGCCAGUCUGGAAAUCUUUUUAUUGCCACAGGUAAAAGUCGUGGUGGCAAUAGCGGUGAUGCAUACAUCCAGACUGGUGAUGCAGCAGAAGGAAGUGGCGGAUCCAUUCAAUUGCUCGGUGGUACCGGGGACUCGGGUGAUGGCUCCAAUAUCACGAUGAUUGCUGGUGCCACUCAGGAUCAGCAUGCAGCUGGUGGAGCUAUCUCCAUUGCUAGCGGUUACAGUAUAUACGGCUCUAGUGGAAACGCUGUUCUUACAACACCGGAUGCCGGGAAAUUUGGAAAAUCUGGAAACAUCACUUUAAUGACCGGCGGGACUUCUGCAGCACCAGUAGGAGAUGUAGUAGUGAGCACUGGUAGUAGUGAAGGUGAUAAAGGGGGGUCCAUACUGUUAAGUGUUGGCCCGGGCAGCAAAGAUGCUGGUGGGUCAAUUUCGCUUCGGUCAGGCGAUACGCAUACCAGCACAGGAACAGCAGCUGCUACUGAGGGUGGAUCGAUAUCGCUCAGUGGUGGUAGCGGUAUGACGAGUGGCGGAUUGAUUUCUCUUCGAAGUGGUACAAGUCAAACAUCGUCCAGCGGGGACAUUUCGCUGACGACAUCGGAUGCUACGUUAAGAAGUGGAAGUUUGCUUCUUAAGACCGGCAUUAGCCAUGCCGGCGCUAGUGGGCUCAUUUCUUUGACAACAGGUGCGUCGACAGGUGGACAUGGCGGGUCGAUCGAUAUGUCCGUGGGUGCUGGUGACAUGCUGCCAGGAGGUAAUUUAACGCUGACCGCUGGCGAUACUUCAGCUUUGUCAUCUGCAUCGAGUGGUACAGGUGGUUCAGUGCGUCUUUUGAGUGGCCGCAGUGAGAAAAGCACAAGCGGAUCAAUUACGCUGAACACAGCAGCAGGUGGGACUGUGGGUCAGUCUGGAUCUCUUAGUUUCGACACUGGGAGUGCGAUCUCUGGAUCUUCUGGUGAUUUGCUGCUGAGCAGUGGUGCAAGCACAGGAGGUAGUGGUGGUUCUGUGCUAGUGACUGUGGGGGACAGCUUGGGCGGCGAUGGUGGACAUGUUGCCAUUAUCGCUGGUAGCGCUCUUUCUGAUAGCAGUGCGGGAGGCAAUGCCAAUAUUGCUGCUGGUACUUCCACGAGCAACAGUGGUGGUGGUACUGGUGGAAUAAUUGAUAUUUUGAGUGGAUUUUCAGCAGGCACAAGUGGCAGCAGCGGCUCGGUGUACGUGCAAUCCGCUUCAGGUGCCGCAUCCGGGUCGGUGACUGUUACAUCUGGUGAAAGUAGCUCAGGUGUGUCAGGAAAUGUAACUAUAGCCUCUGGAGCGAGUACUUUGGGAUCAAAUGGUCUUGUAAAAAUAGCAAGCGGAAAUAAAGAUGGUGCUGAAAAAAUCGGAGGACCAAUUAUAAUUAUUGGCGGUUCAGCACGUGAGGCAUCCGGUCUGGGAGGUAAAGUCUCGAUGUUUGGUGGCGUUGGUGGUAGUACGGGUACUGGUG